AUGAGUCAAUUACGAGAAUUACUUAAUUGUAAUUUAGCUAUUCAAUUCUAUGAAAAAUAUGAGGGUUCAGCGCUAAAUUUACUUCAAAUAUCAGACUAUGAAGAAAUAACCAAGCCUUAUGAAGAAGGGUUAGUUGCAUUAACUCAAUUUCUUAAUAAUGUGGAUAUUACGACUGAUUUAACACUUAAAAAUGAACUUGAAGAAAUGUUUGCCCUUUAUUUGCAUUUUCCUACUGAUAAUUAUAAAGUUAUCUUGAUUAUGGCGUAUAAAUUUCUCAACUCACACUGUAUCUCCAAUGACAUUUCCGAACAAGAGCUUUCAGAAUAUUCCGAAUAUCAAAGCAUAAUAAGAGAGAUAUAUAUGGAAGAUAUUCGCAAAGUUGACCCCGAUUUAGAAAGUGGAAUGCGUACUUUGAUUGUGUAUGGUGGUUUUCUAAAGUUUCAUCGAAAUGUAUGGAACCUUGGUGAAAUUGAAAUUAAUCCUCCCAAACUUGAACUUAGUUCGAGGUCAUACGAAAAUCUCUGGAAGACAUCCCGUCAAGGGCCAUAUAUUGCCAGAGUUGAUUUCGUUAAACGAUACGGAUUCUUUUAUCCUAUUGUGACAAAUCUCAAUGAUAGAUUUUUCCAAACUCACAUUGACUUAUUGAGUGUUAAAAUAGAUAGAAUUAGAUCUUUUCAAGUUCCAGAUGACACUAGUCAACCUAGAACAAAAAUUCAUUUGAUCAUUAAAUUUAUCUGUUACUUAAACAGGGUCGUACCUUUGUUCCGAUUUCCUCAUAGAAUUUAUUGUGAAAGAAAAAGAGAAUUUCCAUUAGAUAUCUUAAAGAAUACGAUGACAGAUAUUGAUUUAGUAAUAGAUGUUAAAAAUAGACAUGUGGUUCCAGCAGUAAUUGUAAGAAACAAUUUAAAAUUUAUGUUUGAAAACUUCCAAAAGACAAAGAAUUCUAAUUUGACAAGUUCAAGUGAAUUUAUUGGAUUGUAUCUGGAAGCAUUAUUGAAUUCUAUUCUAACUAAAUCUAGUCUUUCAUUCAUUUCAGAUGGGAGGUUCUGUAUAGCUAUCUUAUUCAAUGUUGAUAAGUUGGAUAAUGAAGAUAAUAUUUAG
Messenger RNA from Scheffersomyces coipomensis, 1101 nucleotides. RefSeq lists its product as uncharacterized. The record is from RefSeq and is a predicted model, not a curated record. Bases 1 to 1101 code for a protein of 366 amino acids. The transcript has a single exon. Lineage: Eukaryota; Fungi; Ascomycota; Pichiomycetes; Serinales; Debaryomycetaceae.